Molecule: messenger RNA, 1782 nt
Organism: Carassius carassius (crucian carp)
Lineage: Eukaryota; Metazoa; Chordata; Actinopteri; Cypriniformes; Cyprinidae
Product: peroxisomal membrane protein PEX16-like
Exons: 11
Coding region: 110-1132 (340 amino acids)
Biological process (GO): peroxisome organization
Cellular component (GO): peroxisomal membrane
Source: RefSeq, a predicted model, not a curated record
GUUCAAGAAGUGGCGUCAGAGGAAAACAUCUGCAUAUGCGGAAGUGUCACUCUACGCGUGUUUUCUGCGAUGUGUUGUGUGUGAUGGGGAAUUUAUUCAUUUGUUUGUGAUGUCGGUGCUCUACAUGGAUAAACUAGGUCGAAUUUAUGAGCGUUAUCAGGAGUAUGUGAGGUCGAACCCUGCAGCCGCGUCUCACCUGGAGAGCAUUGUUCGCGCGCUGAGUUACCUGAUCGCAGGUCGCUUCUCAGACUCUCAUGAAAUCUCCGAGUUGGUCUACUCCGCAUCUAACCUUCUAGUGCUGCUGAACGAUGGUAUCUUGAGGAAGAAUCUCUCUAGGACUUUGCCUAUGUCUCUCUCUCAACAGAGGCUGUUAACCUGGUUGUCUGUACUGGAAUAUGUGGAGGUUUUCACAGAGAUGGGAGCCGCUAAGCUUUGGGGAGAAGCUGGACGCUGGCUAGUUAUUGUUCUUAUUCAGGUUGCCAAAGCGAUCCUGCGUUGUCUCCUGCUUUUCUGGUACAAAUCAGGCAUCCAGACGUCACCACCUUUAAUUCCUCUGGACAGGGAUUCUCUGCUCUGUAGUCAUGAUAACAGUGCUGAAGAAGACGAUGAGGACACUUCUGUCGUGGACCAGCGUUCAGGAGGAGUGGUGAGACCACUGGGAAGCGCACCGUCAUUGCAGUCUCUUCUUUGGGGUCUCCCUCGGAAAAACAAGAGAAGUAGGGAUCGAGAAGAGGAGCUCCACUCAAGCCCCACACCUCUGGGUCUGCAGGAAACCAUCGCAGAGUCUCUGUACAUCGCUAGACCGCUUGUGCAUUUGGCCAGUUUGGGGAUUUGUGGAAAACGUUCCUGGAAACCUUGGAUCAUCUCUGGUCUCUUAGAGAUAACCAGUUUCAGUUUGUUGAGCGACAUCAAGACGCUGAACCGUAGAGAGAGGGCUGAGCUGAGGAGACGGGCCUUCCUUCUCCUCUACUACCUGCUCCGCUCCCCCUUCUAUGACCGAUACUCUGAGACGAAGAUCCUCUUCCUCCUUCGCUUCUUGGCAGAUUAUGUUCCCGGAGUCGGUUUGGUUGCACGUCCACUGAUGGAGUACUUGCCCAUUUGGCAGAAGAUCUACUUUUAUAACUGGGGCUGACGUCAAAGUGAAUCUUUCACAGGUCAGCGCUGCCAAAAUGUUAGCAGAAGGAGAGGAAGCUAUUUAGAGGAUGCGACAGCGACACUCGAGGACUCAAAUCACACCUGUGCCAGAACAUUACCACAUUUAUUGAGGAGUUACAGGUACACUCCUGGCGUAUGAGAAUAUGCAUCUGGAUAAUGAUUCUCCGAAUGCUGUUUUUGUUUAUCUUUUAGCUUUCGCAAUUUUAUGCAUCUGAGCCACAUUUUUUUUUGCACUUAUAAACAUCUGUUAUUGAAUGAGUUUUGGCCAGACUUCAAGCUCUCCUGUCCCAUAAUCUAUCCUUCAACACGAAUGCCUUCCUUUUUAAUUUAGAUGUUUAUUUCCAAGGAGGAUAGUUUUAUUGAAUGCAUUACUUGACUGGCUGAAAUCAAGUCAAUUAGACGGAUGUUUGGUUUUUUGUUUGUUCUGAUUUGUGCCAAAGAUGAGAUGAAGCUGAAUGUGAUGCUUUUAAUUGUAGCUACUGUACAAUGGAAUGAUUCAUCAAAUGGGUAUAAAGGUCCCUGUUUUUUAUUAUUAUUAUUAUUAUUAUUUUGUGAAGGCCUGCCCAAUCUAACUAUUAGUAAAAUUAAUGAAUAAUAAUUUAGCUGUAAAUAAAAUUAUCCACAUGA